Molecule: messenger RNA, 2236 nt
Organism: Marchantia polymorpha subsp. ruderalis
Lineage: Eukaryota; Viridiplantae; Streptophyta; Marchantiopsida; Marchantiales; Marchantiaceae
Source: the annotation of a GenBank genome assembly
AAAUGUAAUGUAGAAUAUUGAAGUUGAUGAUGAUGGUAUACAUCAAUCUCUUGUCAAAGAAUCACCAAAGAAUGUGAUUCCAAUGACACAGAACUGGACUGCACACAAUGUACUCUUCUCUUGCGAGCAUAGAACUCCAGCAACGUGGUGAGUCACCAAGCUCUUGCGUAAUCUACAUCCUGUCCUGCUGCUCGCAAGAAGCAUUUUCGGUGCUCAGGAUUCCAAACAAAAUGCAAUCCGGAUCCAACUUCAUCCUCGAAGGCUCAACCGCGUGCACAAAUGCGACGGAGACAGUGCAGUGCCGGAGGUCGCCCAUGUAAAAGACGACGGUGGGCCAAACGUGCAGUCCAUCGCUUGCAGUUCAUCGUUCGUUCGUUCGAGCCUUGGUUUGCAAAGAUGCUCGACCCUGACGAGCAUGAUGUGCAAAAGGCGUUGCCUGAGCUCGAUCCGAUUCUCUCUUCGGGUUCUCGACGGACGGACGGACGACAUUCGGGUUCGGGCGAAGGGCUGAAGUCGUGGGAUCCAACGCCGCUGAUCCUCGCCUGCCUGCCUGCCUGGCCCUGGCCUACCACGAAGCAAAAGGUGAAACCUCGGUCUCUGCCUGCCUGACUGCCUGCCCGCCUGCCGGGACUUGCGUUUACGCUAAGCACGGGCGUGUUCCCCCUCACGGGCUUUGUUCCGAUGAAGAGAUUCGUCUCCUACAUCCUCUCGGGAUUUCGGUACGAUGCACAUUCGCCCUCGCAAUAUUUGGAUCUGUGAAAGAUUCUCCGUCUCCGUAGCAACGGGAGAGGGUUUUGCGCCCACCAAAUUAAGUCCCUUGCCCUACGAGCGCAUUUGGUGUGGUGGUCCCUGUGAGACUGGUAGUAGUACCUUGCACCGAUGCACGCCCAUGAUUCUAUAACACGCCCACAGCCUCCAAAGCGCAUGAGCUCUAUUUCCGGCCAGCCAUCCCCGGACGACUACAGUUGCCAAACUGGGAAUUCAUCACAUCAUCCGCAUGUGCAUGUUGCAGAUUGUGUCCCAGGCGAGGAGAGCCGACUGAACAAUAAACACUCUUCGAGGAUGUUGUUCAGAAGCUUCGCCCUAGCAAUCGGCUUUGUUUAGUAACGUCGAGGUCAUGGAUGGAGAAGCUGGCAGCUGCCUGGACGACAACGUGGGUCCUGAGAGUGGGCUACGAUGAAAAUGAGCUGGAAGAACGAAAGUAACACAGUCCACAACGAAAUCGGCAGAACUCAAGCUUUCAGUGAGACCGAGUCCGAAGUCUCCCAAACCCCCUCCCUUCCACGCCGCCCAUUCCCUUUCCGGCCAUCUUCAACAGUUCAAUCGGCCGAUGUGACCAGUGGCCUGCUCCGACUUGCACGAUGGUCGCUGUUUGAUAACGCGCAGCAGGGCCGUGAUAUGUUCCCGCUCGCUCUCAUGUUGAGAGCAGGAACACUAAAACUGCGCCAGCGAGGGACUAAAACUCCUGAAAUCACGGCUCGGUGCUUUUAACCGAAUUGUUCUGCUCGGAAGUGAGAGCAGUUCUCUGCUGAAACCACUUCUCCCCCAGCCCCGGCUUGCCACUUGGACAUCCCUGGAAUGACGACAAGAACAGCAGAAGCGGUGUAGCUCCACGACUCGACGGAACAUCCCCAAGUUUUCAUGAUCUUAAUUACUGUCAAGUGCCUCAAACUACAGUGCUCGAAGUAAGUGCAGAACAGUGUGCUCAAGCUUAGGCUGCUCAGCAGCCUAAGCCGGAAAUUUGAUAAUAGGAUCUCCCGUCACUCGCUCUGUGCCCGAGAAGAUGAUGAUGAUGGAGGAGGUGGUGGAGGAGACUUCAUGAGGCGACUCCGGCUUGACACUUGGUUGGUUCGCAGUGCGCAGUGCUCACUCCUACAACUGCUACCGAACGUCGUAGGGGCGUCUCGAGAUCGCGAUCUUGCACUCUGAUAGAUAGUUCCAGUACAGUAGAUAUUGCUGGUUGUCUGAACCUGAGGUGCCCUGCUGCAGUACAGUGGUGUCCUCGAGCUUGUGUACUGUGAGUGUGUGUUCUCCGGCCGCCCGACAAACUUUGAGAUUUUCAGAUUGUUGAGAGAGAUUUAGAACAAUAAUGUCCAAAUCUCUUAUUGCAUGAAUGAACUGGCGGCCACUUUCUUUGCCCCCACCUCACCUUCCACAACGGGAUGGUUGAAACCGUUCAGAAAACUCUGUGGAAGGAACCCAAGCUUGACACUUGGUGGGCUCAUCAUAUAACCAG